ACCGAACCCGCUCUUUCCUCCCGCAGUAUAUAAAUCUCUCUCACUCCGCGCUCUUCCCCGCCAUGGAGCACCAUCUCGGCGUCGACGACUCCUCCACCCUCGACUUCUUUCCCCACCAACUACACGCCGCCGACUUCGAGUCCCUCCUCGCCGACCUACCUCCAUCAUCCACCCCUCCUCCUCUCCAUUACGCCGCCGUCGAACCGACCCUAUCCAUGCCCCUCCCGCCGGCCCCGUUUGCCGAGUCGUGGCCACGGGAAUCGGCGGGCGUAUCAUCCGAGGCGGAGGAUCAAGCCGUCGGGCGGCGGUACCGUGGCGUCAGGCAGCGGCCCUGGGGGAAGUUCGCGGCGGAGAUCCGGGACCCCAACCGUCGGGGGUCCAGGAUCUGGCUCGGGACCUACUCCACCGCCUUGGAGGCGGCGAGGGCGUAUGACCGCGCCGCCUUCCGGAUGCGCGGCUGCAGGGCCAUCCUCAACUUCCCCAACGAGGUCGGUAGAUCCGAGCACCGGCACCCGCCAGUAACAGAUAACGAGGUCGGGGUCGGAAGAGAUGGUGGCGGCGAAGAUGGAGAAAGCAGCGGAGCCGCGGGAAUCGAAGGCGGCCGACGACCCGAAGGGAACCCUUUCGCUGUUUAGCUCCACAGGCCGUAACGGCAAGCAGUUACUCUCUCCCGUGGGAGAUAGAAGUGUCAACGAAAUUACAUAUAUACCAUCGUUUUCGUUAACUAGACAGGAUUUCUUUU
Messenger RNA from Musa acuminata subsp. malaccensis (wild Malaysian banana), 742 nucleotides. RefSeq names its product ethylene-responsive transcription factor 5. Gene Ontology annotation, molecular function: DNA binding; DNA-binding transcription factor activity. Gene Ontology annotation, biological process: regulation of DNA-templated transcription; ethylene-activated signaling pathway. Lineage: Eukaryota; Viridiplantae; Streptophyta; Magnoliopsida; Zingiberales; Musaceae. The record is from RefSeq and is a predicted model, not a curated record.